AAGGCCAUCGGUCGAGUUAGAAGGAGGGCUGCCCCCUUUGCAGCGCUCCGCUACUCUUCCACCUGUUUGGUCUUCCUCGAGACAAGUAUCGCCUCCUACUACAGAUCAAAACAAUAACAUCAAGAUGACUUCCGAAGACUUGCUUCAGCCUGGCCAUAUUGUCAAGGAAAGAUGGAAGGUAAUGAGGAAGAUUGGUGGAGGUGGCUUUGGAGAGAUUUAUGAAGGUUUAGAUUUAGUAACUCGUGAGCCAGUUGCACUCAAAGUAGAAUCUGCAAGGCAACCAAAGCAAGUAUUAAAGAUGGAAGUGGCAGUAUUAAAGAAAUUACAAGGCAAAGAACAUGUCUGUCGAUUUAUAGGCUGUGGUAGAAAUGAUAGAUUUAAUUAUGUAGUGAUGCAAUUACAAGGAAGAAACUUAGCAGAAUUACGAAGAGCUCAACCUAGAGGAGCAUUUUCACUUUCAACCACAUUACGUUUAGGAUUGCAAAUAUUGAAAGCAAUUGAAAGCAUUCAUCAAGUUGGUUUUCUUCAUCGUGAUAUCAAACCGAGUAAUUUUUCAAUUGGCAGAAUGCCUUACAACAACCGCAAAGUGUAUAUGUUAGAUUUUGGUUUAGCUCGUCAAUAUACUACUGGAACAGGUGAAGUACGUGCUGCUAGAGCAGCUGCUGGCUUCAGAGGAACUGUUCGUUAUGCUUCUGUUAAUGCUCAUCGUAAUAAAGAAAUGGGUAGACAUGAUGAUUUGUGGUCAUUGUUUUACAUGUUAGUAGAAUUUGUCAAUGGACAAUUGCCUUGGAGAAAAAUAAAAGAUAAAGAACAGGUAGGAUUAAUGAAAGAAAAAUAUGAUCAUCGCUUGCUGUUGAAGCAUUUACCUUCGGAUCUCAGACAGUUUCUUGAACACAUUCAAAGUCUUGAAUAUGCAGAUAAACCAGACUACCCUAUGCUAAUAUCUUUAUUUGAAAGAUGUAUGAAACGUAGGGGAGUAAAAGAGUCAGAUCCAUAUGACUUUGAGAAAACAAAUAUAACAAAUUCAUCACAACCUCCGAGCUUACCCACAAAUCAAUCAGGAGCCGUCAUUAGAGCAACUAGAAAUGUUCCUCCAUCCAGUUUGGAUAACAAUCAAGAAACAGUUGUGUCUGUAGAUAAGAAUUGUAAUGCAACCAUGGCAACGACUCCUGCCAAUGUGAUACCUGCUAGUCCCAACCAAUUGGAAAAAGCAGUUGAUCAUGAAGGUGAUGCAGUUAUGGCGUCUGCAAGAUCAAGCUCUGAUACUAACAAACACAACAAUGAACGAAAUGUAGAUAAUGAAAGAGGGGAUCGUGAUAAAUGUUUAGCCCAUGUAAGGAGUCACAUUUCGAGUGGCGAAAAAGUUGGACGUACACAUAGUCAGGGACCCACACAAGGCCGACUUCGAGUACUAACGGCUCCCCCAACAAGCGUCCACGACGUUUACAAG
This is a messenger RNA of Ctenocephalides felis (cat flea), 1450 nucleotides long. Its product is annotated as tau-tubulin kinase homolog Asator-like. The annotation marks the transcript as partial. Gene Ontology annotation, cellular component: cytoplasm; nucleus. The record is from RefSeq and is a predicted model, not a curated record. Gene Ontology annotation, molecular function: ATP binding; protein serine/threonine kinase activity. NCBI's taxonomy places the organism in Eukaryota, Metazoa, Arthropoda, Insecta, Siphonaptera, Pulicidae. Gene Ontology annotation, biological process: signal transduction; peptidyl-serine phosphorylation. The transcript has 11 exons.